AGGAUGCUGGAUUUAAGGAUGGAGAAGAGGUAUCUCUAGAGACAUUGAAGGAGAAGGUGGUGAUUAAUCCAUCUGGAGAUAGGAGACUUCCUUUGAAGAUUCUGGGAGAAGGAGAACUAAGCAAGAAGCUGACCCUAAAAGCUCGAGCAUUUUCAACAUCAGCAAAGGAGAAGCUGGAGACUGUUGGCUGCUCACUCACUGUUCUUCCCGGCCGUAAGAAGUGGGUCAAGCCAUCAGUUGCUAAAAACCUUGCCCGGGCUGAAGAAUACUUCGCCAAGAAACGAGCUGCUUCUGCUUGCUGCUGCUUCUGA
Molecule: messenger RNA, 311 nt
Organism: Prosopis cineraria
Lineage: Eukaryota; Viridiplantae; Streptophyta; Magnoliopsida; Fabales; Fabaceae
Product: 50S ribosomal protein L15, chloroplastic-like
Biological process (GO): translation
Cellular component (GO): cytosolic large ribosomal subunit; ribosome
Molecular function (GO): structural constituent of ribosome
Source: RefSeq, a predicted model, not a curated record